Messenger RNA from Heterotrigona itama, 4229 nucleotides. The record is from the annotation of a GenBank genome assembly. NCBI's taxonomy places the organism in Eukaryota, Metazoa, Arthropoda, Insecta, Hymenoptera, Apidae.
UUGUUUAUAUACGUAUAACAGUACGCUCCAAUGAAAUGAAAAUACAUUCAUUUCACGUUGCGCGCGAUCCUUUGACCAUGAAAUAAUUAAUUUGAGGUGACAUAGAAUGGAUUAUUGAUGAUCCACGUGGCAUUUGGCAUAGGCACAAAUUCGACGUACAACCAAAAAAACUAUUGCACGAAAUGUAAAAGACAGACAAAGUCUGCAAGAGGGCGCCAAGUUGGCACAAUAAUAAACGUCGCGUUACUAGGAUAUAGAGAAAAGCGGCAGUGACAUCGUUCGAGCAGAGUGUUUCGUUGAUAUUCAGUGUGUUUAUAUAAUUUUGACAUUUCUAUUGGUAAACAGAAAUGUCGCAUCACAUCAUUUUUUCCUGCACUAUCGUGAGAGCUAGUAACAUUGAGACUUACGCACUUAUUUAGAUUAUGGAUUAUAGUGGUGAAAAGCUACAAAGAGUUGCUGCAAAAGACCAGAAUCGAUUAUAAAGGGAAAAAACCAGCUGAUAUUUGCAAAAGGCUCCCUAAUAUGUACAAUGAGGCCCAGAAUGCCAAGUUACAAGGAGACGAGGAGAAGCAAUACAUCAUGUUAAGGAGAUGGUUGGACUCGAUCGAAUGGUUGAAAAAUACUCAAGAAUAUAAAAAUGAUAAAACAUUCUCCUUAACAAAUAUACAUGUCAAUCAGGUGGGGAGUGGCAUCAACGAAGUGAAGAAGCUACUUGCAGACUUGAAACAAAAAUUAGAUACCCGAUAUAAGCAGCUGCUGAAAGAAAAGAUGUUGAAAAAAAACAGCGUGGAAAGAAUGGAUAUAGAUAAUGAAGUAAGAACAGACAUAUGUAUGGCUUCUAUUGACGGCCCUAUAAAAUUGCCUGAGACACCAACCAGGGAUCCAUUGGUCAGUGAUAAUGAAGAAAUUAUAAACUGUGAUCAGCUGUUUCAAUUAAUGCAAAAAAUAGACGGUAGAUACCUGAUCAUUGAUAUCAGGCCUAAGUUGGAAUUCGAAGCGUCGCGAAUAUCAAGCGACAAAUCGGUUAACAUUCCUAAUACUAUAAUAAAACCUGGGGCAUUAACAUCGCAUUUCGAAGAAUACUUCCGCAAAGAGAAAAAGUCUUUAGACCUGUUUAGGCAUAGGGGAGCUCAAUACGUCGAUGUUAUAGUUCUAAUUGAUUGGGAUACAUCAAGCAAAACAUUAACAUCUGAAAAUCAUUUAAACAUAUUGAGGAAAAUUUUAGAAGAUUGGGACCCUGGUAUAAAAUAUAAAAGAAUCACGAUUCUAGAUGGUGGUUACGCGGAAUGGUUAACUCGUUAUCCGGCAUUUACGACAAAUCCUAAUAUCGCCGAGCCUGCUUUAAACGACAUUGCAGACGAGAUAUUAGAUAAUAUAGAGUACCCUGAAUUAAUACACUUAGAUGCGGAGGAGAACAUUGUUAGGUCGCGUGAAAAUAAAUUAAUUAAAUUGAAAUCAAUAAACAGAGACGAAACUGCGUCGAAAGUUAGCAUUAUGAAUGACAAAAUGUGGUACAAACACAUGGACUCAGAAAUGAGUAACAACAUUUCUGUGCGUACUAAGAGUUUUAUGAAUAAUUCUGUCGAAGCAGAUAAAAUCCCUAAAAACAACACGAACUUGCGACAAUACGAUAAUAAUUCGUUGAAACUUCAACACAAGAAUACGUUGGGUCUUAGCCUGAAGAACGGCAUGCCUACGAAACCAAUAAUAGAUAGAAGUAGCAAACCAGUUUCUUUGGACACUACUUCUGAAUCGAAAACAGUGUUGAAAUUAAUGAAACAGUUAAACGAGUAUGCAAAGAAUAAGCAGGAGUUGGAGCAAGAAAUUUUAGAACAGGAACGCACUUUAUAUAUGCAACACGACAUUAAAUACAAAGGUUUGAAGGAGGAUGAAUAUAUUCAUAAUCAUGUAAAAUCUUUGUGCUCGAAAUUAGAAGAUAAGCAAAAAGAAUAUAAAAAGAUCGAAGAUGAACUCGCUAAAUAUUGCGAGAAAUCAAUUAAAUACAGUCCCGCAGAAGAAAACGAGAAGGGAAAUCUCGAGUUUACCCUCGCUAUACUAAAACGGCGAAUGAAAGAUACUUCUGCGGAUCGGGAGAAAUUACGAGAAAUAUCUAUGAAAAAUAACUACAAGGAAUUGUCGACAAAUGAGAAUGAAAAUAAUAUCCACAAGGAACCUCUGAAAAUGGAUAGUACAUCGAUGGGAGGGAAUUUAGAGCGCUCAUAUUCCAGUCCAAAUUUACUUCAGUUGACAGAUCGUAAAGCACCGCAAGUAGACAGAAGUUCGAAACCACAAGUCUCGCCGUACAGUCAGAAUGGAACUUAUGGUGAUAAUAAAAUAUCCCAUUUAAGUUGGGCGAAUCGUGAAGAAAGAAUGACACCUGUUCAUGGAAAUGUUCAUCCUGGCAUUACAGGGUUAAAGAACUUAGGCAACUCAUGUUAUAUGAACAGCAUUAUACAAUGCUUAAGUAAUACCACGCAUUUAGCCAAAUACUUCAUGGACAAUUUGUACGCUGACGACCUGAACACUAAUAACGAUAACAACACGCAGGGUCAAGUCGUGGAAGAGGUAGCUCAAGUAAUUAAAGCACUGUGGCGAGGUCAAUACAAAAGUAUAUCACCACAUGACCUCAAGAUCGCCGUUGGACAAUACAAAUUACAAUUUGAAAGCUACGAGCAACAGGAUUCUCAUGAGUUUCUCACUUUUCUCUUAGAUUGGAUGCACAAUGAUCUAAAGAAGAAUUGUAAGAUGCCUCUGGAAAUGACAGUUGCUGAGAAGGCUUGGGACAAAGCGAUGGGAUCCCAAAGAUCUAUAAUUUCAGACUUGUUUUUCGGCCAGUUAAAAUCCACUAUAACAUGCAGCUUUUGCAAGCAAAGUAGUACCACAUACGAGACUUUCAAUAGUUUAACAACAUCGUUACCCCAUGCCAAUCGGUGUACAUUAAACGAUUGUAUUUUAAAAUUUGUAAGUGGGCAAAAGGUAGUAGGCUGGAAAUGUCCAAAAUGUCAAACGCCUCGGGAAGCUACGAAAAAAUUCGAUUUCGUGAAGUUGGCUCCUAUUAUAGUCAUACAUUUAAAUCGUUUCGCUGAGAGCGGUGGAUGGCUCGAAAAACGAAACACCGCGGUUGAUUUUCCUCUUACGGACUUCAAUCUGAAACCAUACUUGGUAGCGGAUACUAGUAGUACCACGAACAUUCGCAGUUAUAGUUACAGUUACAGUUUGUACGCAAUGUCUAAUCAUUAUGGAACCAUGGAAGGUGGCCACUACACGGCAUUCUGUAAAAACGCGGCUCAGAAUAAAUGGUAUAAAUAUGAUGAUCAAACAGUGACGGAAGUUACAAUGAGUCAAGUAAGAUCUCAGAACACCAGUGCCUAUCUGUUAUUUUAUACAUCCUUUUCGAGCAACAUUAUUUAGUAUUAAUACAAAGGGCUAAGUGGCUAAUUUAUUACUUAAAUAGUUAUGAAUGUUCUGUGACAAUGUAGAUAAUUGAAUAUUUUUUGUAUGUAUAUGUAUGAAGUGUAUUAAUCAUGUGAACGUAUAUACUAUACACACACAAUACUAGGACGACAUUAAAGGCUUUAUUGGUGCUGGGAUAAAUAUAUGCUAAACAACAUGUAAAUAACGUUGAGCUGAAUUUUAUUGUUUCAUUCAUAUCGAAAUUAUACAACGUGAUAGAAAAAUUAGUUGAAACUAAAAAACGCGUAAAAGAAAUUGUAUUUAAUAUGCAUUGCAGUCUAUUCUUCAUUUUGAUUAUCCGUAUCAGUAAUGUUGCACUCCUUGUAUGUGUGAUAUAAAUAUAUUUUUCUUCUGCAUUCUUCAAACAUGAAUGCAACACAUUCUCCAUUUAACACGAUAAUUUUAUUAUCGGCAACUCGUAUUGUUAGUUUCGUUAACCUAUAUAUAUAUUUAUUGUACAAAGUUAUUUAUAAUCAUUUCGUUAAUUAUUCUCGUGUUAUUUCGAGAAUGAGUAAACUAUUCAAAUUUCGUUUUAAAAUGUGUUCUAAAACAUGUUCUAUAUGUUAUGUGAAUUCAAUAUAUUAUGUCAGUAUUUUGCAACUAUUAUUAUUAUUCAAUGAGACACAACGACUUACUAUUAUCGUGUAUAGUUAAGAAUGAAAAGUGAAAGUAAUGAAUACUUUUGGAGCACAUGUAAGCGACUAUAACAGUUGUAAGAUACUGUUUUUAUAUGAUAUCCGAUGUAUGCGUGUAAAAAAAAAAAAAGAAAAGAAAAG